Dothidotthia symphoricarpi CBS 119687 is the source of this 612-nucleotide messenger RNA. RefSeq lists its product as uncharacterized. The transcript has a single exon. The coding region runs from base 82 to 480 and encodes 132 amino acids. NCBI's taxonomy places the organism in Eukaryota, Fungi, Ascomycota, Dothideomycetes, Pleosporales, Dothidotthiaceae. The record is from RefSeq and is a predicted model, not a curated record.
GCUGCGUGUUAGUGAGGUGCUGGGGGCGUUGAGUGCGGGUGUUGUGUCGCACCUUUGGCCUAACCACGGGAGGGGCUGAUCAUGAAAGGCCUUCCUAGCCUGUCACUUGGUGGUUCUGUCCUGGGUGGGGACGGUGAGGUGAAGGGCAGAGAGCGGCUGGCUGUGGGGAUGGGAUGCGGAUGCGGAUGGCGAUGGCGAUGGUUCGGGGGGUGUUUGCUGGGCGACGGGGUGACGGGGCUGGCAGUGAUGGCGACGGUGGCAGUGAUGGCGAUGGCGAUGGCGAUGGGCGAUGGCCGUGGCAAUAACGUCGCAGCGGUGGACUCGCUCAGCGAAGCCCUCGAGGUCCGCUGCGAAACAGGGAGCGUUGGGAGACGGGUUGAGGAGCGACUGGAAUGUGUUUCGUGUGCUGUCGUCUGCCCCUGGAGCCCGAGGCCGUGUGUUGCUUCACGCACGCUAUCGACCGAGGAAAAGACAGGCUGAUGAACAAACGGGCACGCAAACGGAAAUGAGCGUCGAUUGAGCGAGCGACAACGACAAGGACGGACUUGGGUGAGGGCACUGUGCGAGAAUGAGGAGCCCGAGGCCGCCGGGUGGGUCGGCGUGUGAAAGGAG